AUGAACCUCCCAAAAGAAAAAAUUGAUAUUCAACCACUUCUCACUACUAAAAAAAUCUUAGCAAGGGCUUUAAAGGAAGGAACUAGUAGUGAGUUAGAAGAAAUGGGUGGAGUGCAAGCCUUUGAAAUGGCUUAUGAAUUGAGUUGGAAAACUUUGAAAAAAGUGUUAAUGAGUAAAGGAGUAGAGGUAUAUAGUCCUAAAGAAACUUUUCGUAAGGCUGCUGCGGAAGGUCUAAUUCGGGAAUUUGAAGUCGGAGGUUUGAAAGCAUUAGGCAAGUAUCCUUAUCAUUUUUAUGCUUAUGGUUCACGAGUAAAAGGAACAGCUAGAAAAUUUUCGGAUUUAGAUCUUUGUUAUCAAGAAGAAAUACCUCUCUCGGUUAUUAGUCAGUUGCGAGAAGAAUUCGCAGAGUCUAAUUUACCUUUUGAAGUAGAGUUAGUGAAUUGGAAGCAUAUGAGAGCAAAGUUUAGAGAAGCGAUUAAGCAAAAUUUAACUCCUAUUACCUAA
This is a messenger RNA of Funneliformis geosporum, 504 nucleotides long. The record is from the annotation of a GenBank genome assembly. NCBI's taxonomy places the organism in Eukaryota, Fungi, Glomeromycota, Glomeromycetes, Glomerales, Glomeraceae.